UAGUUCGGGUAUCACUGAAACGACAGCAUUCAAAGUGUCGUUUCAGGUUCCAAAGUGUUGUUUCAUUGCAGGUUGCAGCGUUCCGUCAUCCCAAUUCAUGGCCGUGACUUCAAGCUCCGCCGCACCGCCACCAUAACCGCCGGAGCACCGCAAAGCCGUCGAACUGAAAGGGGUGUUGUUGUUCUGUUCAAUGCUUGAGCGAUUCUUUGGUACAUAGGAAGGGAACAUUGGUUUUUUGUUUGUUUGUUUGGAUAUGGAUAUAGUUGAAUCAGUAGGGAAGAUUCCGUUGCAAGACCCGAGUGAGGAGGAGUUCUCUGCUGCUGACUUGGCUUGGACCAAGUUUGGCAAUGCUGACCACCAUGAUGAAGUUGCCCUUAUUCCUUAUGAUCGGGUUGACGCUUUUAUAAUCGGUGAGUGCUGUAAUGUGGAGUGCCCGACUCGGUUCCAUAUCGAGAGAGGGAGGAAACGAACCCUUGGCAGCUUGAAGGAGUACAAGGAUGAUGAAUAUCUGGAGUAUAGGCUGUACUGGUGCUCAUUUGGCCCAGAAAAUUAUGGGGAGGGUGGAGGUAUAUUACCUAGUCGAAGAUAUCGACUUAAUACCCGAAAUCGAGCUGCUAGACCUCAAUCAAUGCGGGGUUGUACCUGUCAUUUUGCUGUCAAACGGCUUUAUGCCCGUCCGUCACUUGCGCUUAUCAUAUACAAUGAUAGGCGUCACGUUAAUAAGUCCGGUUUUGUCUGCCAUGGACCACUUGAUAGAGAUGCCAUUGGUCCAGGUGCCAAAAAAGUUCCAUACAUAUGCAAUGAAAUUCAGCAGCAAACAAUGUCCAUGAUUUAUCUGGGCAUUCCAGAAGAGAAUAUCUUGGAGAAACACAUUGAAGGAAUUGAGCGAUAUUGUGGUUCAAAUGCAAAAGUCAACAGCCUUGCUUCUCAGUAUGUCCACAAGCUAGGGAUGAUUGUCAAAAGGUCUACGCAUGAGCUGGAUCUCGAUGAUCAAGCUAGCAUCCGCAUGUGGGUUGAACGCAAUAGAAAAUCUGUAUUUUUUCAUCAGGAUGCUUCAGAUUCAGACCCAUUCAUCUUGGGGAUCCAAACAGAAUGGCAGCUACAGCAAAUGAUUCGUUUUGGUCAUCGCAAUGUUGUUGCAGCAGACUCAACUUUUGGUGUCAAGAGACUUAAAUAUCCCUUGUUCACACUAGUUGUUUUUGACUCAAGACAACAUGCACUUCCUGUUGCUUGGGUCAUUACACGUAGCUUUGCAAAGCCUGAUGUGUCUAAGUGGCUGAAAGCUUUACUUGAUCGAGCUCGUAGUGUUGAGCCUGGGUGGAAAGUCAGUGGAUUUGUAAUUGAUGAUGCUGCGGCUGAAAUUGAUCUUUUGAGAGAUAUAUUCUGCUGUCCUGUCCUAUUUUCGCUAUGGCGUGUUCGUAGAUCAUGGCUGAGGAAUAUUGUCAGGAAAUGCAGUAAUGUGGAGGUUCAGCGGGAGAUUUUUAAGUGUCUUGGUAAAAUUGUGUACAGCAUUUGGGAGGGCAGUAAUACAUCGCUUGCCUUGGAACAAUUUUUGCUGGAUUUUGUUGAUCAAACUGCUUUCAUUGAAUAUUUCAGAGCCUCUUGGGUGCCCAAGAUUGAAAUGUGGCUUUCAACGAUGAGAAAUUUUCCACUAGCAAGCCAGGAAGCUUCUGGAGCAUUGGAAGCCUACCAUGUUAAACUGAAAGCCAAACUUUUUGAUGAUUCACAUCUUGGAGCGCUGCAAAGAGUAGAUUGGUUAGUCCACAAGUUAACAACUGAGUUGCAUUCUAGCUACUGGCUUGACCGCUAUGCUGAUGAAAGUGAUUCAUUCCAGAAGGUGAAGGAGGAAUACAUUUCAUCGACAUCUUGGCAUCGAGCACUUCAAAUUCCCAACUCUGCCGUUACCUUGGAUGAUAAAGACCAUCUCUUUGCCAAAGUUGUGAGCCAGAAAGACAGCAGCUUAACACAUUUAGUGUGGAAUCCGGGAUCUGAAUUUGCAUUCUGUGAUUGUUCUUGGUCAAUGCAAGGUAACCUUUGCAAGCACGUCAUCAAAGUGAAGAUGAUUUGUGAAAAUCUUCAAGGUUCUCAACCAUCAAUGUCUUUUCAGUCAUUUGAAGAGGUUUUGACGGAUCUGUGGAGAAAACCAGUGGAUGAUUCAUUUGCAUUGGAUCUGUCGGUGGCAUGGACCCACCAGAUGCUAGACCAAAUCCAAAAACUUGUUGAACUGAAUAAUUCUAGUGAUAUUGGUUCUGUGGUUAACAAAAUGCCUCUGAAAUGGGUUUCCAAGAAAGGCAGAACUUACAUUGGUAAAAGAGCUUCAACUUUGGCUCUUCCCCCGGGUAGCAGUAACACGAAAAGUGUUGUUGUGCGUAAGAAGAAUAGGAAACGGAAAAGAUUGUCACGAUUAAGAUGACCAAUUUGGUUGGCAGUUUCGAAGUUUGAUCCGGGAUUAUUCUGAUCAAUGCAAACUGCAUUUCAUUUAAAAAAAAUUAUGUAGGUAAAGAGAAUAGUUAUUGCUGUUGUUACUAGCAUGGUUGGCAUUUGGAGAUAGCAUCAAGGAAACAAAAACAAUCCUGGUGCGUAUGUUUUGUUCAGCUCUCAUACAUGGCAAUACCUUUACGUGAUCACUUGAGAUGGAGGGGUGGUCAGUUUUUCUUGAAAUUUGGACACAUUCCCUUAGCCUUUCUUAGUUUUCUCUCUCACUUCCAUAAAGUCAUAUGCUAGCAUAGUUAAUUUUUUAUAUUGUAGCCUCUUCAUCUUUACAACUUGAAGUCCUUUCAAGUACUUGGUUCUCUGUGGAGGAUAGAUUAUUCCAUGGAUACUUUUUUUAUUUAUUUGAUGUUCUUGUUCUUUAAUUUGCAUGUACAUAUAGAAACUUUUGGCA
This is a messenger RNA of Lotus japonicus, 2884 nucleotides long. RefSeq lists its product as uncharacterized. The record is from RefSeq and is a predicted model, not a curated record. The transcript has 6 exons. Lineage: Eukaryota; Viridiplantae; Streptophyta; Magnoliopsida; Fabales; Fabaceae. Gene Ontology annotation, molecular function: zinc ion binding. The coding region runs from base 254 to 2413 and encodes 719 amino acids.